AUGCAAGAAGGAAUGAGUUCCUUGUAUGAGAACCAUAAUCAUGAUUUGGCGAAACUGCCUAAGGGCAAGAAGGCACUCAAGUACAAGCGAGUGCACAAGCAUAAGAUCUUGCCUAAGGAGAAGAUUGCGGCUUGUAGGCAAAGGGGAGCAAAUCUUGUUCUGGUGGCCAAGAGAAGAGAGAGAAGCUUCACAGAAGUUGCAGAGCAAGCUCAAGGACUAGGGGCACCUGAUGUCGAUGACUGCCAGAGGGUUAUAGAAGCUGCCGUGGACCGCUUCGGUCGCUUGGAUCAUCUGGUGAAUAAUGCUGGUAUCGGUCAUGCCUGCAUGUUUGAAGAUGUUUCGAAUGUAAAGAACUUCACAACAGUGAUGGAUGUGAAUUUCUGGGGCUCUGUUUAUGCAACGUAUUUAGCAGUGCCUCACUUGAAAAAGACAAGGGGUAAGAUCAUUGUCAAAGCUUCAGCUGGUGGUUGGCUGCCAUAUCCAAGGAUGAGCUUUUACAAUGCAAGCAAGUCCGCAAUGAUCAACUUCUUUGAGACAUUGCGCAUUGAGUUCAGGAAUGAGAUCGGAAUAACUAUUGCAACUGCAGGCUGGACCGAGUCAGAGAUGACAAAGGGCAAAUUCCUAGCAGGAGAUGGCAGACUUGUAGUUGAUCAAGACAUAAGAGAUUUUCAAGUAGGGCUCUACCCAGUGAUAUACAGUGAAGAGUGUGCUAAGGCCAUUGUGGAUGCAGCUCGGAGGGGUAAACGCUACUUGACAGUGGCUACAUGGUUCGCUGUCCUAUACCUGUGGAGGGUUUUUGUGCCUGAAGUCAUAGACCUUUUAUUCCGGUUGCUUUUAAUAGCACGCCCGGAUGCAACUCCACCAAGUAAGAUAGUAAUGGAUGCAAUUGGGGCCAAAGAGAUACUGUACCAUGUUACUAUACGAGAGCCAGAAAUCAAGUUGCACUAAUCAAAUAGAAAUGAA
Messenger RNA from Dioscorea cayenensis subsp. rotundata (Guinea yam), 963 nucleotides. RefSeq names its product 11-beta-hydroxysteroid dehydrogenase 1A-like. The record is from RefSeq and is a predicted model, not a curated record. NCBI's taxonomy places the organism in Eukaryota, Viridiplantae, Streptophyta, Magnoliopsida, Dioscoreales, Dioscoreaceae. Gene Ontology annotation, molecular function: oxidoreductase activity.